GCCAUGCCGCGCGUGUUGCCGUACUACGCAGUCAAGUGCUACCCCGAGCCGGCGAUCCUCAAGCUGCUCAUGGCUCUUGGAGCGGGCUUCGACUGCGCGUCCAAGGGCGAGCUGGACAUGAUGCUGCGCAUGGGGGCAUCCCCAGCCCGCAUCAUCUUUGCUCACCCGUGCAAGCGCAGCUGCGACUUCCGCUUUGCUCGCGAGCACGGCAUCCAGUACACAACGUUUGACACGGUUUCGGAGCUUCACAAGAUAGCGGAGAUGGACCCGGAGUUUAAGCUGGUGCUGCGCAUCCGCGCCGACGACCCUGGAGCGCGUGUGCCGCUGGGCCUGAAGUAUGGCGCCGAGGUUUCGGAGGCGCCAGCGCUGCUGCGGGCGGCACGGGAGCUGGCCCUGGAGUGCUGCGGUGUCAGCUUCCACGUCGGCAGUGCUGCGAAGAACCUGGCGACUUUCACAAACGCCAUUGAGAACGCGCGCAAGGUCUUUGACGAGGCAGCGUCCCUAGGCUAUCGAAUGGACCUGUUGGACAUCGGCGGCGGCUUCACAGGUCACUUUGAUGAGAUGGGUAACGUCAUGUUUGGUGAGAUUGCCAACACCAUCAACGCCGCGCUGGCGAAGUACUUCCCCCCCGGAGGCGAUUUGGGUGACGUCCGCGUCAUUGCGGAGCCUGGGCGCUACUUUGCGGAGACAAGCUCGACGCUGCUGACGCCCGUGAUUGGCCAACGCGACCGCGUGGCUAAAGACGGCAGCAUCCACAAGGACUACUGGCUGACCGACGGACUGUACGGCAGCUUCAACUGCAUCGUGUACGACGGUCAAAACCCUGAGUUCCGUGUCAUACGCUCCCCGAUCCAACCGGAGCCCAUCGACACCCGCAGCUACGUCUCGACCUUGUGGGGGCCUACCUGCGAUUCCGCGGACGUCGUGUACAAGGAUGUGGCGCUGCCGGCACUUCGCAACGGCGAUUGGCUGUUGUGGCCCAAUGCUGGCGCCUACACAGUAGCGGGCGCCUGUGACUUCAACGGCAUCGAGUUCACGCACCCUUGCAAAGUGUACGUGUGGUCGGAUAGCGUCGUGGAUCCACCUGAGGAUCGAGAGGAGGCGCAGGAGCAGCCGCAGCCGCAGCAGACAGACGCGGAGUGA
Messenger RNA from Volvox carteri f. nagariensis, 1143 nucleotides. RefSeq lists its product as uncharacterized. The record is from RefSeq and is a predicted model, not a curated record. Gene Ontology annotation, molecular function: ornithine decarboxylase activity. Lineage: Eukaryota; Viridiplantae; Chlorophyta; Chlorophyceae; Chlamydomonadales; Volvocaceae. The transcript has 4 exons. Gene Ontology annotation, cellular component: cytoplasm. The annotation marks the transcript as partial.